Pyricularia pennisetigena is the source of this 2592-nucleotide messenger RNA. RefSeq lists its product as uncharacterized. Lineage: Eukaryota; Fungi; Ascomycota; Sordariomycetes; Magnaporthales; Pyriculariaceae. The transcript has a single exon. The record is from RefSeq and is a predicted model, not a curated record. The coding region runs from base 1 to 2592 and encodes 863 amino acids.
AUGUUGUCUAAGAUCGCGCGGUCAUCUCGCUCAGUUGCGCCCCUUCACCUGAGGACCAUCACACAGCGUGGUUUCCGUCCAGCCGUGCUUCCAUCUAUCGAGUCGGAAGUUCGCAAAGACUCGCGCAGGAAGAUUUCUGGCUUGAAUACAAAUUCUCUUGACGCCGAGGCUGUCCCAGUAGUCGAGGAGCCAACCAAAGUUCCGAGGCGCAUGGCGAGCUCUUACCCUUCCGCUCAGACCUCGCGAGCUUCUGUUACUAAGGCUGUUGGCCCUCCUACCGGAAUCCUACCUGGCUCCAAUACCGAGAACACAGGGAGGGGUCAUCUCGAGGACUUCCUAUUUGGAUCAGAAACAAAUCAAGCACAGAGCUUGGGAGACUCGUCUGCCCAGAAUCCCACACAGGCUACGGUAUCGUCGCAGCUGCUGCCGUCCUCGGAGACCGACUAUGUGAUCGACCCAAUCACCAACCGGAAGGUUUAUAAGGUUGAAACUCCGACCGCUUUGGGCGAUGCUCUCGCUACGCCUGCCAUCAAGUCGCAAUUCUCUGGUGUAGAGUCAACGCCAAAGUCGGAUCCAUCCCCAUUAGUCUACUCGCCAGUAUUUGAUCCCGAAUUUCCCAUCACACAACAGGAACUUCAGGGAUAUGCUCAGCCCCGUAUGGAUUCAGACCCUACCGGCAGCGACGGCCGCCGCAGUGGUAAUGUCUACUGGCAUCAUGCAAAUGGUGUCACCACCAAGGGCUACUUGAAUAUGUCAAAUUCAGAAAAGUACGAUGAUCUAUCAAAGUACAAGCCAGUCAUGGAGAAAGCACCAAUUACUCCCAAAGAUCCCACCGAGGAAUACCAGGACCUUGAGCAGUACCAGCCGGUGAUGACAGGAAGGACUCCAGUUACUGAGAAUCCAUCAGCUGAGUACGAGGAUCUGGACAAGUACAAGCCAGUGCUAGUGGAGAGGACUCCAGUUGCUGAAGACCCUUCGAAGGAGUACACCGAUCUUGACCAAUACACACCUGUGCCAGAUGUCAAGCAGACGCCAAACCCUCAUGAGAAGGAAGUCUACAAAGACCUUCCCGGUUAUUCUGCGGCUCAUCCUGACGUAGAAACUUCCCCAAACCCUUACGAAAAGGAAGCAUACCUAGAUUUGCACCUAUACGCAAUGGCUUUCCCUGACGUUGACGUCGCCCCCAAUCCAUACGAGAAGGAGGUCUACACCGAUUUGCAUCUCUACCAGGGGGGCUUUGCGUACUGCGAGCCCGAUGGUAAGCCCCUGGCUCCAAACCCAUGCGAAAAAGAGGCAUACUCGGAUCUGGACACAUACUACGCAUUUCGCUACAACGAACCCGACGGAAAGCCUACAGAAGCCAAUCAAAUGGAGAAGGAGAAGUACACGGACCUAGAACACUACUCUCAAGGCUAUCGUGCCAGUGAGCCUGACGGCCGCUACGCGCUUCGGGAUACCAAUGUCAAGAUGAGCGAGUCUGAUCUUGAUCGGGAAACAAAGGCCCUGAACAUCGGCUACACUGAGCCUGGCUCAGAAGGUCCCAUCAGCAAAGUCGCUCGUGCCGUGAGCAACAUGUUCGUGAACAACACACCUCAGGUGUAUGAAAGAUCAUGGGGCCUGACACGUGACGGCAACCUUUCGAAUUGUAAAGAUUUCAAGAUUAUCUCUUCCCCCAAAUUGAAUCGAGGACCCCAACUGACUGGUUCAAAAGAAGAAGCGGAUGAGUACGGGUACACCCUCAAGCCUUUGGGUCUCGAAACUUCUUACGCAGACGAAUGCAAUGGGCGAUCGACCUGGCCUACUUUUACUAGGAUAUACGGCAUUCCUGAUGGUGUUCCUCCUCCGGCUUCGGAUGCUGCCAAGAGCAGAGAUCUCUUCAACGCAAUGCCAUCCGCCUCUUCGCCGCAGCCAUCUUCUACAACAUCGUCUGCGGCCCCUUCGUCUGAUUCAAACCCAACUUGUUCUUCUGUGUGUACAACUUACAAGGUUCUGGCAUACGAUCCAACAACACAAACAGUCGAGAUGGCCCAGACAACAUCAACAGUGUCUGAUAACACUACAGGUCUGCCGCCAUCAGAGGCAUUGGUGCGGCUUGCGCAUCCAACCAAGUUCUUCCCCUACUUCGCGCCUCUCCAAGAUCAAGGAUUCGAGAUUGUGUCUGGUAGUGGCGAUUUGCUGGUAUUUCGAAAAAGCCGCCAAACUACACUCGUUGAAGAAGUUCCGUUUACACAAACCCCCCGCGUCAAUCCCAUCGACAUGACUGGAGCGUCCACUGUUUCUUCGGCGGCGACGGCAUUUCUGUCACCGACGGGGUUUUCCCGCUAUGAGCCGGAUCCCGAUCCUAUCAAUGAUCAGAGGCCGCCUCCACCACGGAGAUUCCAGCCUGGAAUUGGGCAGGGAGCUACCACCGUUCAUACUGCAGAGCACUUCUCUUCGACUUGGUCGGAGACCAACAAAUCGACCAAAUCAUCCCGGCAUAUCACGAAGAAAAUCAUAGUUGGAGCAAGUUCAGCUCUCGGUAUCGCAUACGCAGUCGCAGUUGUAGGCGAAUUCUUCAAGUCCAACGAUGGCAGAGGACCUAAGCGGUUGUGA